Messenger RNA from Fusarium coffeatum, 1470 nucleotides. RefSeq lists its product as uncharacterized. The record is from RefSeq and is a predicted model, not a curated record. Lineage: Eukaryota; Fungi; Ascomycota; Sordariomycetes; Hypocreales; Nectriaceae. The transcript has a single exon. Gene Ontology annotation, molecular function: calcium ion binding; calcium-dependent phospholipid binding. Gene Ontology annotation, cellular component: cytoplasm. Bases 1 to 1470 code for a protein of 489 amino acids.
AUGACCUCACCACAACCUCCAUACUGGCAACAAGGCGGUGCGCCUCCUCCACAGCACAGCUAUCCAGGUCAGCAACCUAGCCAGGGUUACUACCAGCCUCCACCUGGACAACCUCAACAACAACCUUACGGCUAUCCCCAACAAGGCCAGCCUGGACCUCAGCAGAACCAGCAGUAUCCAUACCAAGGUCCUCCAGGCCAACAGCAGUACCCUCCUCAGGGCCAGCAAGGUCAAUACCAGCAACCUCCUCAAGGUUACCCGCAACAGCCACCCUACGGCCAACAACCCCCUGGUCCACAAGCACCAUAUGGACAGCAACAGCCUCCACCUCCUUACGGCCAAGGACAAUACCCUCCUCAGUCCAACUACCCGCCUCAACAGUAUGGCGGUCCCCAGCAAGGCCAACCACCACAUCCAGAUCAACAAUGGCAUCAACAAGCAGGCCAGCAGCAAUACGGAGCACCGCAAUUUCAGGUCGCGCCAACACCAGCUUCUCCAGGCUAUGAUCCAGCUCAGAAGGCUUGGGUCCAGCCGGUAGACACAGCAGCUGACGUCGAGGCUCUUCGCAAAGCAAUGAAGGGUAUGGGCUGUGACGAAAAGGCCCUCAUUCGUGUCCUCGUAAAUCCCAAGUACUCCAACCCGUGGACCAUGGCUCAACUUGUUCGUGACUACAACAGUCGUUUCAUGCGCGACCUUGCCAAAGACAUUGAGAGCGAGACUCGCGGUGACUUCGAGACAUGUCUCUUGGCGUUGAUCCGUGGGCCACUUGAGAACGAUGCCUACAACCUAUCAAAGGCUUUGAACCGAGCCGGCACAGACGAGGAUGCAUUGAACGAUGUCCUGUUGUGUCGCUCAAACGCGGAUAUUCGUGCCAUUUGUACCGAGUACAGGCGUCUUCGAGGCAAGGAGCUCCAUGUCGAUGUAAAGGACGAUGUGGACGACACUCUUUACAGACUGUAUAGCAUGGUUCUAUCGGCUACCCGUGCCGAAGACAGCGCGCCGGUGAUCCCCCAAGAGAUCGAUCAGAAGGUGAUAGAGCUUCAAAGAGCUACCGAAGGAACAAUCGGUGCCAACGCAGUCGCGGUCGCCCAAAUCUUCACCAGCAGCAAUGAUGCUCAGAUACGUGCUAUUAACGAACAGUAUCAGUACAAGUAUCACCGCAGUCUUGAAAGCGUCAUCGAGAAGGAGUUCCGGGGCGACAUGGAAGAUGCGCUCUUGCGUAUUCUGUAUAAUGCUCUGGACCGGGCGAGGUCUGAUGCCGGAAGAUUACAGAGGCCUUUGAACAAGAGCUUUGGCAAGAACCGUCUAUUCAUCAAUAGGCUUGUUAGUCUUUAUUGGGAUCAGGGACGUCUGCAUCAGACAAAGAUGGCUUAUAAGCCUGUGACAGGUUCGACGUUGUCGGGACAAAUCAAGUCUGAGUUGAGUGGUGACUUUGAGCAUUUUGCUUUGGCAGUUAUUGGAGAAAAGUAG